Molecule: messenger RNA, 2125 nt
Organism: Gamsiella multidivaricata
Lineage: Eukaryota; Fungi; Mortierellomycota; Mortierellomycetes; Mortierellales; Mortierellaceae
Exons: 2
Coding region: 140-2053 (637 amino acids)
Biological process (GO): cristae formation
Cellular component (GO): mitochondrial crista junction; MICOS complex
Source: RefSeq, a predicted model, not a curated record
GUCGUCGUCGUCGUCGUCGUCUUCGUCUUCGUCGUCGCCUUCCACAGGCGGUGACCAUGACCGCGGCCACAAUUCCAAUCAUUCUUCCUCCCUGGGCGACGCACACCGUCAACACUACAACGACGCUGGCAGGAGGCCGAUGCGACCUCGUGGUAGUACCGGUGCCUAUGUUGAAGAACCCCUCGUCCCUGCGCUGCUCUAUGUCACCGUAGCCGGUAUGGCCGGAUCGAUCAUUGCACGCAAGAGCAAUUUUGUCUUCCGAUUUCUCUCUCCCCUGGCAUUGGCACUUGGCGCUUCGGCGUACUGCAUCCCCAGGACCACGAACAAUGUCCUGCACGGACUGCGCACAUACGACUACCGCGAGAUGACUCGUGAAUGGCAGCACAAGUACGAACACGCGAAAUCCACUGUCGUCGGCACCACCCAUAGUCUUACCAACGUUGCAGGGUCCGUCGCCACUGGCGCCAAGGACGCCGUGCACGAUCUUUCCGACAAGACAUCCGAGAUGAAGGAAAAGACAGAAAAGGUACUCACUGAGGCCAAAGACAAGACCGUCGAGGUCGCCCAGGAGGUGAAGGAGAAGGGCCAGGGCGCCGUCAAGGAGAUGAAGAACAAGGGCCAAGAUGUCGCGAACGAGGUUAAGGUCAAGGGCCAAGACGUCGCGAACGAGGUCAAAGUCAAGUCCAAGGACAUGGGAAACCGGUUCGAGAAUGCGAAGGAUCAGGUCAAGGAUCAGGUCGAGGAUAAGGCCGACAGCACCAAGGACUGGUGGAACGCUCAGAAGGGCCAGGCCGAGAGAUCUGCCAAGGACUUCAAGCGCUCAGCACGCCAGAGUGGGGAGCACGCCCGCGACUGGGCCGAGGACACUGCUGAGGACACGCAUGAUUGGAUGCGUGAGAAGAAGGCCCGCCUUGGUCAGCAUGGUUAUGAUAGGGAUGACGUCGAGCACGGCUUUGAUAAGCUUCGAAACAAGGCCCGUCAGAGCUGGGACUCUGCGCGCGACGAAGCCCAGGAUGAGUGGCCACACGCCGAUGCCCGUCGCCGUGAAAUGGGUCGCGACUUCAAAGAUUAUGGACGGGAUAUGCGCCGUGGUGCUGAAAACAUGAAGGACCAGGCCCAGGACUGGGUUCAGGAUCGUUCCCAUGAGAUGCGCGAUCGAUAUGAAGAUAUGAAGGACCGUGGCCAGGAUUGGGUUCAGGACCGUCGCCACGACUUUGAGAGGAAGGGCCGUGAGGCCGAGGGAGAAUAUGACCACGCACGCACAGAGGCCAAGAGACGCGGACGUAAUGCCUGGGAUCGCACCGAGGACCGUGCCCGAGAUGCUGGACAUGAUCUUCGUGAUCGAGCCGAAGAUAUGCAGGACCGGGGCCGCCGUGGGGUGCGCAAAUUCGAGGACGAGUGGGACAAUGCCCGCUCUCGAUCCCGCUCGGGUGAGCAUGGUGCUGGCUCUGGUGCUGGUUGGGGAUUCACUGGACGCUCUGGUGAGGACAAUGGUAACAGACGUGGCCGCUAUGAGGAGCGCGAUGACCAUGAUGGACGACGCUUCUCAGACUCGGAAGCGCCUCGUCGUUCAGUGACCGAGGCUGCCAGGGAGGGCAAGCAUUGGUGGCAGAAUAAGAACCCAUCAGACUCUUACGAGUCGUAUGACAACAGCAGGCCCUCUUCUGGCACGCAGUCGUCAUGGUGGAAGGCCGGAUCUGAUUCCAAGGAGCAGGCCAAGUCCGAGUUUGGACAUGCUAAGAACCAUGCCCAGCGGGGCAUGGGUCACUUCAAGGACUCUGUCGAGGAAAAGGCCCAGGGAGGUCGUGCAUGGUUCGAGGACAAGACUAAUGAAGCGAAGCACCGGUUUGAGAACGGCAAGAAGCAGGCUGAGCAUGAGCUCCAUGAUAAGUUUGGACGGAGCGGUGCUGGUUACCGCGGCGAGCAGGGACGCGACUUUGGAGGACUCGACCGUGAUCAUGGAUCGGUUUAUUCACAAGACAACUGGUUCCAUUAUGACCGUGGCCAAGAUAAUAGGGCCUCUGCUGACCGCGGCAGAGAGAGAGGCAUGUAAAGGGUUGGGAUACUUCCCAGAUGUAGUUUAAAACGUCUUUAUCAUUAAAUCGAAACCACUAUUGUAUUUAAG